AUGUUUCGACGUCCCGAUGAGCAAAUUUGUUCUUAUACUCCUUUACGUACGAUAGGUCAUGGAACUUUUGGUAGAUGCGUCCUCGUACGCUCUAAGACUGACAUGUCACGGUCAAAUGUCAUAAAAGAAAUUAACCUUUCGAAACUUAAAAACGCAAAGAAUCGUAUAGAAGCGAGGUGUGAAGUUGAAUUGUUAAACCAAUUAAAUUGGCUUGGAAUUGUCAAAUUUGUCGAAAGUUGGGAAGAUCAUAAUGAAAGGAAACUUGUCCUCCCGCAAGAAUAUCGGGUCUUAAAUAUUGUAACCGAGUACAUGGAUGAUGGGGACCUUUAUGCGAUCAUUCAAAACCAACGGAGAAUUGGUAUUCUCUUUAAAGAAGAUCAAAUACUGGAUUGGUUCGUUCAAUUAUGCUUGGCCAUAAAGUAUAUUCAUGAUCAUCGAAUUUUACAUAGAGAUCGAUCGAUUGUUAAGCUCGGCGACUUUGGAAUUGCAAAAAAAUUAAAGCAUGGUUUAGAUUUUGCAAAUACGGCAAUUGGUUAG
Molecule: messenger RNA, 537 nt
Organism: Cetraspora pellucida
Lineage: Eukaryota; Fungi; Glomeromycota; Glomeromycetes; Diversisporales; Gigasporaceae
Source: the annotation of a GenBank genome assembly